AUGUCUAUCGGGUUUCGGGUCGAGCGUAAAUUUCUCGAAGGAUGGCUCCAAGGCAGUGUUGUGGAAGUUGGACAACACAAGUUCGAGAACGCGGCUCUGGUGGAGUUCCACCAUGACGAUUGUACUUACGAGGACAUACUCAGCGAGACGGAUUUCGGCAGAUUCAUGGGAGCUGGCAGUCUUCGGUUGGAUCCUCCAGUAGAAGAGGAUAAGUCGACCGUGGCCAGUGCGGCUGAGAAAAAACGACCGAAGGCUAGAGCGAGAGCACGGCGAGGUUCCAGUACUGAACCUCAGGAGACUCAGAUCGAGCGCGAUGCAGAUGGAUGGACGAAGGAAGAAGUCGAUAGACUCCUUACGGCUGUGGAUAACGAGGAGCUUGUGAAUCAAGGGUUCUGGAAGCGCAUAGCGAAAGCGGUUGGUACAAAAACGGCAAAGGAAUGCAAUCGGCGUUAUUGUCGAGGAUCUAAGAAGUCUCCGGCACCUCAUCGGAAUAAACCGCCUGGACCGAGAACUAGACCGCAAAGCGACGACGACGGCGAGAUAGGUGCAGACGACUGCGCAACCGACGUUCCAUACAAGAAAGACGGCGUCCGGAGAUUCAGAGCCAUCCAGCAGUACAUGACAGACCAUCAAUUUGUUAAUAAGGAGGAAGACUUGCUGAUGGAUGGACUAGUGGCUGGUGAUCUCGGCGAUUUGCCUCUAUCGGAUAGCGAUUCUGAGAUCAGCUGGGAUAUGAAUGAUAUAAAGAUUGGCGGUACACCAAAGGCCGAGGCCAGGCAUAAGUCUACGAGGAGAAACUCCGUGGAUAGUGUAUCGUCAGUGGCCGAUAAUUCUGAAUACGACCCCUUCACAUACGCCCAGCCGUACGAGCAGCGGGUGGACCCAACGAGUUACACUCUCUGUCAAACGCUCCAUCGUCAGCGACAGGCUCUCUUGGAGGGCCACCGAAAUAGGACUCUCGGUCUCGAUAUAGGAAAUGUUAGACCCCCUUACGCCUGCCAGCCCAUCAUAACAGAAGACGAUGAAGAUGGCGACGAAUGCUUGGUUGAAGCGCUGGAAAAGGUGGAUCAGCGGAAUCGGCUUGAACGUCAACGCGAGAAAUACGUUAACUCAGACGGGGAAUUAGACGAAGAUUUCUUUUCUGAUGAUCAAGAAGUCAUCUAAUAUAAUUUUCGCACCUGCAGGCCAGUAGAUUAAGCAUAUUACUUGGUAUUCAAUGUAGCC
Molecule: messenger RNA, 1224 nt
Organism: Perkinsus marinus ATCC 50983
Lineage: Eukaryota; Perkinsozoa; Perkinsida; Perkinsidae
Exons: 8
Coding region: 1-1164 (387 amino acids)
Source: RefSeq, a predicted model, not a curated record